Penicillium manginii is the source of this 738-nucleotide messenger RNA. RefSeq lists its product as uncharacterized. Gene Ontology annotation, molecular function: COPII receptor activity. Gene Ontology annotation, biological process: endoplasmic reticulum to Golgi vesicle-mediated transport. The record is from RefSeq and is a predicted model, not a curated record. Lineage: Eukaryota; Fungi; Ascomycota; Eurotiomycetes; Eurotiales; Aspergillaceae. The transcript is spliced from 2 exons. Gene Ontology annotation, cellular component: COPII-coated ER to Golgi transport vesicle; endoplasmic reticulum membrane; Golgi membrane. The coding region runs from base 1 to 738 and encodes 245 amino acids.
AUGUGGAUUCUACCACUGGUAGGGUAUCUCGGGGUAAUAGUAGGAUUUUCAUUCCUAACCCUCGCCAUCGCAUCGGGCCUCUACUAUCUCUCCGAACUAGUCGAAGAACACACAGUCCUAGCCCGAAAACUCCUAACCCGCCUAAUCUACGCCAUAAUCACCGUCCAAGUGCUGCUGACUUUAAUCGACGGAUUCCCACUCUUCCUCUCCGCCCUCGCCAUCGGCUCACACCUCGUCUACGCCAGCAAUCUGCGCCGCUUCCCAAUCGUCAAACUAUCCGACCCCCUCUUCCUCCUAUCCUGCAUCCUGGUCCUUCUAAACCACUGGCUAUGGUUCCGCCACUUCUCCAAGCCGCCAACCCCGUCGCCCAGCCGCGCGGGUGAUAGUAACUGGCGCCAGCCGUACUCGGUCAGUUACGCGGAUAUGCCUUCGUUCUCCGAGGUGGCGAGUUACUUCGGGCUGUGUGUGUGGUUAGUUCCGUUUGCGCUGUUCGUCAGUUUGAGUGCUGGCGAGAAUGUCUUGCCGAGCAUGGGGUCGGAAUAUGCGACUGCUACUGCUAGUGCGAGUGCUAGUGCGCCCAGGGGCGCUGGAGGAAUGGGUCACAGUCGUGGAUUCUCGGAUGGGAGGUCUAAGAAUAAGGGGAUGGCUAAGGCUUUGGUUGAUAAUGCUUCGGAUUGGGUGAGGGAGAGUGGGGAGGUUAUGGGGUUUUGGAGGGGUGAUCAGUCGAAGAGGUUUUGA